AUGGGGGACAGUAAUUGCGGAUUCUGGGUCGUAUUGACUUUGUUUGGUAAAGGGGAGGAUGUCCAUGAGCUUGUUCGUCAUGAUCUUAUCAAAGAAUUGGUAAACCAUAAAGACUCGUACAUGCGGGUAUUUGGAGAUGAAACUAAAUUUGAAUCGGUAAACGAGGCUCUUGUUCCUUGGGGUGGCGCUUACGCACCGGUUUCACGUUGGAUGAGAUUCCCAUACAUGGGGCAUCUUAUUGCAUUCGCACAUGACAUCAUAUGCAUUGACUUGACGCGUUACGUUUACUUGAAAUCGGGAUGCCCCAUACCACCUACUUCACCGGAAUGGGCACUUUAUCACAUCGAAGUUGCUGAUACGUGGCCAGACCGUUUUGUGGAUAAGAUGCACGAUUUUGAAAGGUUGAACAACACCGAGAAGGAAUCAAAUGCCGAAAAGUCAAGAUUAGAACCUCCAAUAGAUUUAGCCGGCGAUAGCUCUUUUGAUGUAUUUAUGUAG
Messenger RNA from Vicia villosa (hairy vetch), 498 nucleotides. RefSeq lists its product as uncharacterized. The transcript is spliced from 2 exons. The record is from RefSeq and is a predicted model, not a curated record. Bases 1 to 498 code for a protein of 165 amino acids. NCBI's taxonomy places the organism in Eukaryota, Viridiplantae, Streptophyta, Magnoliopsida, Fabales, Fabaceae.